AUGCACUUAGCUGUUACUGGGAAGAAGGGGAAAGUGGAUAUUGGAUCACAACGUCCAGUACCUGCCAUAAUCAUCCAGGUUGCCAUCACGAAAGCCAAAGUGGAUUUCUCCAGUGUAGUGUGCCUGCCCCCUUCCGUCAUUGCUGUGAAUGGGCUGGACGGAGGAGGGGCUGGCGAAAAUGAUGACGAACCAGUGCUGGUGUCCCUGUCUGCGGCCCCCAGCCCCCAGAGCGAAGCUGUUGCCAAUGAACUGCAGGAGCUCUCCUUGCAGCCCGAGCUGACCCUAGGCCUCCACCCUGGCAGGAAUCCCAAUUUGCCUCCACUUAGUGAGCGGAAGAAUGUGCUGCAGUUGAAGCUUCAGCAGCGCCGGACGCGAGAAGAGCUGGUGAGCCAAGGGAUCAUGCCGCCUUUGAAAAGUCCAGCUGCGUUUCAUGAACAGAGAAGGAGCUUGGAGCGGGCCAGGACAGAGGACUAUCUGAAACGGAAGAUUCGUUCCCGGCCGGAGAGAUCGGAGCUGGUCAGGAUGCAUAUUUUGGAAGAGACCUCGGCCGAGCCUUCCCUCCAGGCCAAGCAGCUGAAGCUGAAGAGAGCCAGACUGGCCGAUGACCUCAACGAGAAGAUUGCACAGAGGCCGGGCCCCAUGGAGCUGGUUGAGAAGAACAUUCUGCCUGUUGAGUCCAGCUUGAAAGAAGCCAUCAUUGUGGGCCAGGUGAAUUACCCGAAAGUAGCCGACAGCUCUUCCUUCGAUGAGGACAGCAGUGACGCCUUAUCCCCUGAGCAGCCUGCCAGCCAUGAAUCCCAGGGCUCGGUGCCGUCACCCUUGGAAGCCCGAGUCAGCGAGCCACUGCCUAGUGCCACCUCUGUAUCCCCCACUCAGGUUGUGUCUCAACUCCCAUUGGGCCCGGAUUCUGGAGAAACACUUUUCCUGGCCGAGCAGCCUCCUCUGCCUCCCAACCUCACCAACGGAACCGCAGCUCCAGUGGCCAAGCCCACCCCGACGCUCAUUAAGCAAAGCCAACCCAAGUCUGCCAGUGAGAAGUCACAGCGCAGUAAGAAAGCCAAGGAGCUGAAGCCAAAGGUGAAGAAGCUCAAGUAUCACCAGUACAUCCCCCCGGACCAGAAGCAGGACAAGGGGGCACCUCCCAUGGACUCCUCCUAUGCCAAGAUCCUGCAGCAGCAGCAGCUCUUCCUCCAGCUCCAGAUCCUCAACCAGCAGCAGCAGCAGCACUAUAACUACCAGACCAUCCUGCCUGCCCCGCCGAAACCCGCAGGUGAGGCCCCGGGAAGCGGUGGGGCCCCCCCGACACGCAGCCUCUCCACUACCAGUAGCGGCUCCAGCUCCGGUGCUCCUGGGCCCAGUGGGCUGGCGCGUCAGAACAGCACCCCUCUGACUGGCAAGCCAGGAGCCCUGCCUGCCAACCUGGAUGACAUGAAGGUGGCAGAGCUGAAGCAGGAGCUAAAGCUGCGGUCGCUGCCUGUCUCAGGCACCAAGACAGACCUGAUCGAGCGUCUGCGUGCAUACCAAGAACAAGUCAGCCCUGCCCCAGGAGCCCCCAAGGGCCCUGCUGCCCCCUCCAUCCUGCCCAAGGCUGGGGAGGUGGUGGUCGCCUUCCCAGCUGCCCGGCUAAGCACGGGGCCUGCCCUGGUGGCAGCAGGCCUGGCCCCAGCUGAGGUGGUGGUGGCCACGGUGACCAGUAACGGAGUGGUGAAAUUUGGCAGCACGGGCUCUACACCCCCUGUGUCUCCCACCCCCUCAGAGCGUUCACUGCUCAGCACAGGCGAUGAGAAUUCCACACCCGGGGACACCUUUGGUGAGAUGGUGACAUCGCCACUGACCCAGCUCACCCUGCAGGCCUCGCCAUUACAGAUCCUUGUGAAGGAGGAGGGCCCCCGGGCCGGAUCCUGCUGCCUGAGCCCUGGGGUACGGGCCGAGCUCGAGGGGCGUGACAAGGACCAGAUGCUGCAGGAAAAGGACAAGCAAAUCGAAGAGCUGACCCGCAUGCUGCGCCAGAAACAGCAGCUCGUGGAGUGGCUGAGGUUGCAGCUGGAGCAAGAGAAGCGGGCCCAGCAGCCGGCCCCGGCCCCGGCCCCCCUUGGCACCCCAGUCAAGCGGGAAAACAGCUUCUCCAGCUGCCAGCUGAGCCGGCAGCCCCCGGAUCCUGCUCACCCCUUCAGCCCCAGCCUGGCGGCUCCCACUGCCCGCCACGCAGACACUCGUCCCCUGGUGCCCCCGGCCGUGGUAGUGAAGCAGGAAGCCACGCUGCCGGAGCCUGAGCCAGCCCCCGCUCCCCAGCUGCUUCUGGGCUCUCAGGGCCCCAGCCUCAUCAAAGGGGUCACGCCUCCCACCCUCAUCACUGACUCCACAGGGACCCACCUUGUCCUCACCGUGACCAAUAAGAAUGCAGACGGCCCCAGCCUGGCCAGCGGGAGCCCCGAGCAGCCCUUGUCCCAGCCUGGUUCUCCAGCCCCUGGCCCACCAGCCCAGAUGGACCUAGAGCACCCAUCACAGCCCCUCUUUGGGACCCCUACUUCUAUGCUGAAGAAGGAGCCACCUGGCUAUGAGGAAGCCGUGAGCCAGCAGCCCAGACAGCAGGAGAAUGGUUCCUCCAGCCAGCAGAUGGAUGACCUGUUUGACAUUCUUAUUCAGAGUGGAGAAAUCUCAGCGGAUUUCAAGGAGCCACCACCUUCCCUACCAGAGAAAGAGAAGCCCCCCUCGAUGGCAACUUGCGGGUCACCCCUGGCCACGCCGUCCCCGCCUUCUGCUGAGCUCCCCCAGGCGCCGCCACCUCCCUCGGGCUCUCCCGUCCUCCCUGGGCGCCUAGAGGACUUCCUGGAGAGCAGCACAGGACUGCCCCUGCUGACAGGCGGGCAUGAGGGGCCAGAACCCCUGUCCCUCAUCGAUGACCUCCACAGCCAGAUGCUGAGCAGCUCUGCCAUCCUGGACCACCCCCCCUCACCCAUGGACACCUCGGAAUUGCACUUUGCCCCUGAGCCCAGCGGUGUGGGCCUGGACCUGGCUGAUGGCCACCUGGACAGCAUGGACUGGCUGGAGCUGUCAUCGGGUGGCCCCGUGCUCAGCCUGGCCCCGCUCGGCACCACCGCGCCCAGCCUCUUCUCCACGGACUUCCUCGACGGUCACGACUUGCAGCUCCACUGGGAUUCCUGCUUGUAG
Molecule: messenger RNA, 3171 nt
Organism: Odobenus rosmarus divergens (Pacific walrus)
Lineage: Eukaryota; Metazoa; Chordata; Mammalia; Carnivora; Odobenidae
Gene: MRTFA
Product: megakaryoblastic leukemia (translocation) 1
Exons: 14
Coding region: 1-3171 (1056 amino acids)
Biological process (GO): smooth muscle cell differentiation
Source: RefSeq, a predicted model, not a curated record